Molecule: messenger RNA, 1056 nt
Organism: Babesia sp. Xinjiang
Lineage: Eukaryota; Apicomplexa; Aconoidasida; Piroplasmida; Babesiidae
Gene: efp
Product: Elongation factor P
Exons: 2
Coding region: 1-1056 (351 amino acids)
Biological process (GO): peptide biosynthetic process
Cellular component (GO): cytoplasm
Molecular function (GO): translation elongation factor activity
Source: RefSeq, a predicted model, not a curated record
AUGCUACUAAUUAGCUUUUUGAGGCACCUUUUUCAAGGUAUCUGUAUAUUCUCUUUUGAGGCGAUGUAUACGUCAGCCUUCCGUCUUCCCGGUGGCUAUGGGCGAGUAGAGGAUACAAAUACAAGCUGCGCACAGUACAUGGCGUAUGAAGCUUAUUGUAAAACGCCCAUAUGUACGAUGAGGUGCCCACAGCAUAACAUAAGCGGGGUUCUAGAGUACCAGCCUUCCCGUAUGAAUGCGCGCCUCCAUGCGAAGUACGAUAGCGAUAUCGACCCUUCUACCAUGUUAGCACGAGAGAAGAGAAAGAUCAAGGAGAUGAUAUUGGAAGGAGAGCAUGUGAAACUUAUUGGGCAGCUUCUUAGAAAGGUCCCGCUCGAUGUAGUGUCCAAGCGAGCGGAAAGAACUCGUUUGGCACCUGCUCCAUUGCAUAAAAUCCAACCAAAGGAUGAUGAUGCAGAAACUGCAGAUUUCGAGGAAAUUGUGGACCGUUAUGCAGAGGAGAAAGAUGUUGAAGAACCAACCCACAUCAACAAGAUUCGAGCCUCCCAUUUCGUCCUUCAUAAAGGCGAUGUACACCUCGUGUUGGCAUCGCAACACAUAUCGCAGGCACGUUCAAGGGGUCAUUAUAAAGUUAAGCUGCGCAACUUGCUCAAUAAUAAAGAGCUCUCACAUUCGUUUUCUGAUGGUACGAAGUUGAGCGUAGUCACACCAAACAAGGUACCAUGUACAUACAAGGGUACAGAAAAACGAACGGGAGAUUAUGUAUUUCAGAGCGAGAAGGGUGACCUCCACCUCCCCAAAAGUUCGCAGUUACAAGCACUGAAAUACCUCAAACCCGAAUUGAAUGUGACAGUAUCAACGUGGCGGGGUCAGAUCAUUGGUUUAUUCGUUCCGCAUCAAGUGCAAUACAAAGUGAUGCACAUUAAUACUGGUAAUUAUGCAGCUACUCUGGACAAUGGCAUGGUCGUGCUGGUACCGUCAUACGUCAAGCCGGGUGACAGUAUCGAUGUUAACACAGCAAGAGGCGAGUUCCUUCGCCGUUCUAUCAUAGGUUAA